GUUUCUUCUUGGGGAGGACUGAAGAAGAAGCAGAGGAACUGGUGGAGAACAUGGCUAAGAGCGACUCAGUCUAUAGCGAGGAGCAUGAUAGGGUCAACAGAAAUGAUGAUCACCAGACAAAGAAAGAGAUCAAGUCCUUGCAGGAGAAGAUGGACUUGCUUCUUUCUAACCAAGCUAAACAAGAGCAGGUCAACUUUGUGGGUGGUCCUAUUCAAGAGAUUCCUCCCAAGAUUAAUGAGGUUGAUGGUUUGGAAGGACAAGAGGAGCUGUGCUUCAUCAAUAACAAUGGUUUUUGGUACAGGAAGGAGCCUAACUUUCAGUACAACAACUACCAGCAAAAGUCCUACUCAAACAACCAGCAAGGAGGAUACCAGCAGAGGAAAAACACUCAGCAAGGGAGCUAUCAACUUAGGCAAAACACCCCUCCUGGUUUCAACAAUAACAACAAUCAGUCAACUCAAGCUCAAGGAAGUUCUUCACAAGCUCCAGCUUCAGAUACAAGUGUGGAUGCAAUGUUCAAGAAACUUUUGGAUUUUCAGGCCAAGAAUGAGAAGACAAUGGGUUAUGAGUUCACAAAAAUUCACUCCAAGAUUGAUGGAAGCUACAAUGAGCUCAACAACAAGAUCCGACAUUUGGAGAAUCAGUUUGCUUCAAUGAACUCUCAGCCAAGUCGCCAACAAGGGGCAUUACCUGGAAAGCCAGAGCAAAAUCCCAAGGAAACAAUGAAAGCCAUCACCCUUAGGAGUGGAAAACAGCUACCACCAAGAACUCUCAUUAGGGAUAAUGAGAAGCAAGAUGGGGAGGUGGUCAUCAAUGUGGAUGAUGAUGUGGUUAUUAUGGAUGAGAAAACCAAUGAGGAGAUCUUGGAGAAAAUAGUUGAAGCAAAAGGAAAGGGUAAAAUUGGAGAAGAAAAGAAGGGGGAGAACAAGAAUGAAGCUGCAACUUCAUCAAAAGGAGCUCUAUUCAAUCCUCCUCCCUAUGAACCAAAACUUCCUUUUCCCGGUAGAUUCAAGAGACAGCUUUUGGAGCAAUACAAGGCCUUAUUUGAGAAGCAAAUGAGCGAAGUUCAAAUUACUAUGCCCAUAAUUGAUGCCUUCAUGCUAGUGCCUCAAUACAGCAAGUUCCUCAAGGAUGCUGUAACUAAGAAGAAGAAGGAGAUGGAAGGCAUGGUGGUUCUUACUCAUGAGUGUAGUGCUAUUAUCCAAAGGCUAACCAUCCCUAAGAAGCUUGAAGAUCCAGGAAGCUUCACUCUACCUUGUGCCAUUGGGCAAUUUGCUUUUGAGAGGUGUCUAUGCGAUUUGGGAGCAAGUGUGAGCCUUAUGCCUCUCUCCAUUGCUAAAAGGCUUGGCUUUACACAAUACAAGAAGUGUAGACUCUCUCUUGUGCUAGCUGAUCGCUCAGUAAAGAUUCCCAUUGGUAUCCUAGAAGAUCUCCCUGUUAUGGUUGGAAAUUGUGAGAUUCCUACAGACUUUGUGGUGUUGGACAUGGAUGAAGAACCAACGGAUCCUUUGAUAUUGGGGAGACCUUUCUUGGCUACAGCAGGAGCAGUUGUGAAUGUUAAGGAAGGGAAGAUUGAUCUUCACCUUGGAAAGGGAAACAUUCUUCACUUUGACAUCAAGGAAGUGAUGAAGAAGCCUAUUACUCAAAGCCAAGCAUUCUACAUUGAGGAGAUGGAGGUUUUAGCUGAUGAGCUUCUAGAGGAGUUGGCACUUGAAGACUCUCUACAACAUGCCUUAACAAUUGAGAGAGAGGUCCAAAUGAUUGAGAACAAGGAAAGUGAUGCCUAUGUGAAGAUGCUGGACUCUCACAAAGAGAUUAGUGAUGAAGAACAGAAUGAGGAGUUUUCAUAUGAGGAUCACCAUGCUUUCUCAGCUACUCAACAAGAGAAUCUCCAAGAGGAUGAUUGGAGUGAACUCAAAGCACCAAAAGUGGAGCUUAAACCUCUUCCCCAUGGUGUAAGGUAUGCUUUCCUUGGCCCUAAUGAAACUUACCCUGUCAUAGUGAGUAGUGAGCUUAGUGAAGAUGAAUUGUCUAAACUUUUGAAUGAACUUAGAAAGUAUAGAAAGACAAUAGGCUACUCACUAGAUGAUAUUAAAGGGCUAUCACCUUCUUUAUGCAUGCAUUGGAUACAUCUAGAGGAUGAAUCUAUGACUUCUAUAGAACAUCAAAGAAGGUUGAACCCCAACUUGAAGGAUGUUGUAAAGAAAGAGAUUCUAAAACUCUUAGAUGCAGGAGUCAUCUAUCCUAUUUCGGAUAGCAAAUGGGUGUCUCCUGUGCAUGUUGUUCCAAAGAAAGGAGGAAUGACUGUGGUUAAAAAUGAUAAGGAUGAACUAAUACCAACAAGAACAAUAACAGGACAUAGGAUGUGCAUAGAUUAUCGAAAACUUAACAAAGCAUCUAGAAAGGAUCAUUUUCCAUUACCAUUCAUUGAUCAAAUGCUUGAGAGACUUGCAAAUCAUCCCUAUUAUUGUUUUCUUGAUGGGUAUUCAGGGUUCUUCCAAAUCCCCAUACAUCCAAAUGAUCAAGAGAAAACGACUUUCACAUGCCCCUAUGGUACCUUUGCUUAUCGAAGGAUGCCAUUUGGGCUAUGUAAUGCUCCAGCCACUUUCCAAAGAUGCAUGAUGUCUAUUUUCUCUGAUCUUAUAGAGGAUGUUGUGGAGGUGUUUAUGGAUGAUUUCUCUGUCUACGGAUCUUCGUUUUCUGCUUGUUUGUCAAAUCUUAGCAGGGUCCUCAAGAGAUGUGAAGAGACCAACCUUGUGCUGAACUGGGAAAAGUGUCACUUCAUGGUAAAGGAAGGGAUUGUGCUUGGACACAAGAUUUCAGAGAGGGGGAUUGAGGUAGACAAGGCCAAGAUUGAAGUAAUGGUUGGGUUAGCUGCACCAAAGACAGUUAAGGAUAUUAGAAGUUUCCUUGGUCAUGCUGGAUUCUAUAGAAGAUUCAUCCAAGACUUCUCGAUGAUAGCAAGGCCAAUGACUAAGCUUCUAUGCAAGGAGGCUGCAUUCGUCUUUGAUUGGGAAUGUCUACAAGCUUUCAAGAUGUUGAAGGAGAAGCUGGUUAGUGCCCCCAUCGUGCAGCCACCAGAUUGGGAUCUCCCCUUUGAGAUAAUGUGUGAUGCUAGUGACUAUGCUGUGGGAGCUGUUCUUGGUCAAAAGAAGGACAAGAAGACUCAUGUGAUCUACUAUGCAAGUAAAACUCUUGAUGAAGCCCAAAUGAAGUAUGCUACAACUGAGAAGGAGUUGCUAGCCAUUGUCUAUGCCUUUGAGAAGUUCAGAAGCUACUUAGUUGGGUCAAAGGUCAUAGUCUACACUGAUCAUGCUGCAUUGAGACACCUCAUGGCCAAGAAGGAUGCUAAGCCAAGGCUGUUGAGGUGGAUCUUGCUGCUACAAGAGUUUGACCUUGAGAUUAGAGACAAGCCAGGAGUUGAGAAUGGUGUAGCUGAUCACUUGUCUAGACUGAAGAUUGAGAGUGGGAUCCCUAUUGAUGAAGGGCUUCCAGAAGAGCAAAUCAUGGCGAUUGGAGCAGUGGUAGCAGUUUGUGAAACUGGAAAGAAGCUUGAAGAGGUGAAGGCAACUAAAGAGAAGGGGCCUUGGUAUGCUGAUUUGGUGAACUACUUAGCCUGUGGAAGAGAGCCACUCGAUCUUGAAGGAUAUGCCAAGAAGAAGUUCUACAAAGAUGUGAAGAGAUACUAUUGGGAUGAACCUUACCUCUACAUCCUUUGUAGAGAUCAACUCUAUAGAAGAGCAGUAGCUGAUGAAGAAGUUGAAGGGAUCCUCACACACUGUCAUGGAUCAUCUUAUGGAGGGCACUUUGCCACUUUCAAGACUGUCUCAAAGGUGUUACAAGCUGGGUUUUGGUGGCCUCAUAUGUUCAAAGACACUCAAGACUUUGUCUCUAGGUGUGAUUCAUGCCAAAGGAGAGGAAACAUCACCAAAAGAAAUGAGAUGCCUCAAAACCCAAUUCUAGAAGUAGAGGUGUUUGAUGUGUGGGGUAUUGACUUCAUGGGACCAUUCCCAUCAUCUUUUGGAAACAAAUACAUCCUUGUAGCUGUUGACUAUGUCUCCAAGUGGGUAGAAGCUGUGGCAAGUCCCACCAAUGAUUCUAGAGUGGUGAUAAAGAUGUUCAAAAGCACUAUCUUUCCAAGGUUUGGAGUUCCAAGAGCUGUCAUCAGUGAUGGAGGUUCUCACUUCAUCAACAAACUGUUUGAAAGUCUUCUCAAGAAGAAUGGUGUGAAGCAUAAGGUUGCAACUCCCUACCAUCCUCAGACAAGUGGUCAAGUUGAGAUCUCCAACAGAGAAAUCAAGUCUAUUUUGGAGAAAACAGUGGGGACUACAAGGAAAGAUUGGUCCAUCAAGUUAGAUGAUGCACUAUGGGCUUAUAGGACUGCUUACAAGACUCCUUUGGGAACCACACCUUUCAACCUUGUGUAUGGGAAGGCUUGUCAUCUACCGGUUGAACUUGAGUACAAAGCAUUGUGGGCUGUGAAGUUGCUGAACUUUGACAUCAAGAGUGCCAAGGAGAAGAGACUUCUCCAACUUAAUGAACUGGAAGAGAUCCGACUUGAUGCUUUUGAGAACUCAAGGAUUUACAAGGAGAAAACCAAAGCUUUUCAUGACAAGAAGAUCUUGAAGAGAGAAUUCAGUGCUGGAGAUCAAGUGCUUCUCUACAACUCUAGACUGAAGUUGUUCCCCGGGAAGCUCAAGUCAAGAUGGUCCGGUCCUUUCAAGAUCAAAGAAGUUAAGCCAUAUGGAGCAAUUGUGUUAUGGAACAAGGAUGGUGGAGACUUUACAGUCAAUGGACAGAGGGUUAAGCUCUACAUGGGAGCCACAACAGAAGAGGAAAGAACUUCGGUUCCACUCUUCGACCCCAUUCCCGCCUAGCUAAAAAGAAAGGAAGUCAAGUUAGAGACUUAAAACAAGCUCAC
Molecule: messenger RNA, 4921 nt
Organism: Brassica rapa (field mustard)
Lineage: Eukaryota; Viridiplantae; Streptophyta; Magnoliopsida; Brassicales; Brassicaceae
Biological process (GO): DNA integration
Molecular function (GO): nucleic acid binding
Source: RefSeq, a predicted model, not a curated record